Penicillium vulpinum is the source of this 2373-nucleotide messenger RNA. Its product is annotated as putative phospholipase A2 (PlaA). Gene Ontology annotation, biological process: glycerophospholipid catabolic process. The transcript has a single exon. Bases 1 to 2373 code for a protein of 790 amino acids. NCBI's taxonomy places the organism in Eukaryota, Fungi, Ascomycota, Eurotiomycetes, Eurotiales, Aspergillaceae. The record is from RefSeq and is a predicted model, not a curated record. Gene Ontology annotation, cellular component: cytosol. Gene Ontology annotation, molecular function: A2-type glycerophospholipase activity.
AUGGGCGCUGCAAGGGUCGCUCGUCUGAAAUGGACGGUACCUCCCGCUGCCCUAGCUGCAUACACUGCGGGGGAAUUGUCCCAGCCCAGACAAUCAAGAGCUCAACUCAAUACUUCUCGAACACGAUACAACAAUGACUCGGAGUCUAACAAGUCCAAUUCAGGCUCAGAUGGUGCUGGUGCGGAUGACAAGGAUCAUGAAUCCAUCUGGCACAAACUCGACGGGGUUAAGCAAACUGUUAGCUCCGGCGAGUGGGCAGAUGUGGGUAACCUCAAAGACUAUAUCAUCCCAGACUGGACACGAUUUCUACCAGCUACUGCCCAAAAGCUCCAACGAGAGCUUACCCUGUCGCCCGGCUCAUUAGCAGACGAUAUUUGGAAGGAGGCACAUGAUCCCGAUAUCAACCCCGAGAUUCUCCGCGACGCCGAGGUACGAGUUAGUGGGGAUCUCUGCGACGAAGAGCGGACAUUCAGGCAGCACCGACAACGGAAGGUUAUCAAGGCAUUGUCGUCUUACCUCAGCAUACCCGAGGAGGAGAUCCACCCCGAAGAUGUACCGGUCAUUGCGAUGUGUGGCUCGGGAGGUGGUCUGCGCGCUCUAGUUGCAGGCACUGGGUCGUACCUGGCAGCACAGGAAGCAGGGCUGUGGGACUGUAUUACAUACACAGCUGGUGUCAGUGGUAGCUGCUGGCUCCAGACACUCUAUCAUUCGUCCAUUGCGCAGCGAGACUUCAACAAGCUUGUCGACCAUUUGAAGAAUCGUCUUGGUGUCCACAUUGCGUUCCCGCCAGCAGCUCUCAAUCUCCUCACUACUGCCCCGACCAACAAGUACCUUCUUAGUGGGUUUGUGGAAAAGCUGAAAGGCGAUCCUGGAGCGGACUUUGGGUUGGUGGAUAUUUACGGAUUGCUGCUCGCAGCGAGACUCUUGGUCCCGCGAGGAGAACUGGGAACUUCCGAUGCGGAUUACAAGUUGUCGAAUCAGCGAGCCAAUUUGAUAAAUGGGGCUCAUCCACUUCCCAUCUACACGGCGGUGCGGCAUGAAAUUCCUGUCGAGGCUGUCGAAAACACAAACGACCAGAACAAGAAGCGUCCAACACCUGAACAGCUGGUGAAAGAGUCACGAAAUGAAGCAUGGUUUCAGUGGUUCGAGUUCACUCCCUACGAAUUCUUUUGCGAAGAGCUCAAUGCCGGUAUUCCGACCUGGGCUUUGGGACGUCAUUUCAAUGCGGGCCGGUCUGAGGUUUCCGCUGAAAACCUCCCCAUCCCGGAGUUGAGAAUUCCCGGGCUCAUGGGUGUUUGGGGUAGCGCUUUCUGUGCCACUUUGUCUCACUAUUACAAGGAGAUCCGACCUCUGGUCAGAGGCCUGGCUGGAUUUAGUGGAAUCGAUUCUCUUAUCCAGGGCAAAAACCAAGAUUUGAUCAAGGUGCAUCCCAUCGACCCUGCGGGCAUACCUAACUAUGUCAUGGGCAUGAAAGACCAGCUUCCCGACUCCUGUCCAGAGUCAAUCUUCCAAAACCCACACCUGCGCCUCAUGGAUGCGGGAAUGAGUAACAACCUACCAAUAUAUCCACUCAUCCGACCUGGGCGCGAUGUCGACGUAAUCGUCGCAUUUGAUGCUUCUGCAGACGUCAAACAGGAGAACUGGCUUUCUGUGGUCGAUGGAUAUGCUAGACAACGUGGCAUCAAGGGUUGGCCCAUCGGUGCCGGAUGGCCUAGAAAUCCAAGUCUUAAGGAUACCGAAAAUGCCCUGCGCGAGCCAGAGAACAUUACCGGGGAGGAAUUAUCAGAGAAACUCGCCGAUGCCAAGAAUAACUCUGGAAACUCGCCUGCUGGUCAAAAGCCAAAGUCCGGCACAGACCUGGGCUAUUGCAACGUCUGGGUCGGCACCACGGCAGAGCUAACCUCGGACAAUGAGCCUCCACCAUCCAAGCGCCUCUUUGAUUCUUCACACAGCGAAGACCACUCUGAAUCCGAGUUCCACCUCAUGCGACCAGAUGCCGGCAUCGCGGUCAUCUACUUCCCUCUGAUUCCCAAUCCUUCUGCACCAAACAUCCCUCUCAAACCUAAAAAUCGUCCGGUUGCAGCUGCUCAGUCCAUGCGGGAUAGCUCUCAAACUAAAGACCCAGAACUGCCCCUGGCUCCACAGCCCAACUCGAUCGACCCUGAUGUUGAUGAUUUCCUUUCUACUUGGAACUUCAUUUAUACGCCUGAACAGAUUGAUUCCGUCGUUGGUCUAGCAAAGGCAAACUUCUCUGAGGGUGAAGCGCAGACUCGCCGUGUUGUCCGUGCUGUCUAUGAGCGCAAGAAAUCCGAUCGACUGCAGAGGGAGGCGGCAGAGCUUCGGAAGAAGAUGGAAGGUUUUGUGCCUCUAUGA